CGGAUUGGACAGCGGCUGCAGCCAAUCAGAGAGCACACACAUGGGAAGCGUUUAAAAAGAUUCCGUAAAGAGUCGCAAGGUUGUCAGAAAGCCUCCGCAGCUGGUCGGUACCGCGGCUAAUUAACACGCAGCCUGUUUAUUCAUACAACACAACUCCUCCGGGUUUCCUGAGGACUUCCGUGCUGCGUGUCCCUGCACUCGGACAGAGCGCCGCAACCUGUUUCCUCCAUUUUUUCCCCCUCCUUCUUCUUUUUCUUCCUUUUCUUCCCUCGGCUCCAUCUGCUGACAGACACGAACUGCAGGAUGACAACACAUUUCAGGAGCGGCCCGGCGUUUGGACUUUCUGCUGAGGUCAAGAGUAAGCUGGCUGGGAAGUACGACCCACACAAGGAGGAGGAGCUGAGGCUGUGGAUCGAGGACGUGACCGGCAAACGAAUCGGAGAGGGCUUCAUGGAGAGUCUGAAGGACGGAGUCUUGUUGUGCGAACUUAUUAAUGUUCUACAGCCAGGUUCAGUGAGGAAGAUCAACCACUCCAGUCAGAACUGGCACCAGCUGGAAAACAUUGGGAAUUUCGUCCGCGCCAUCACGGAGUACGGCCUGAAGCCGCACGACAUCUUCGAGGCCAACGAUCUGUUUGAGAACGUCAACCACACGCAGGUUCAGUGCUCCCUCAUCGCCCUGGCCGGAAUGGCCAAAUCCAAAGGUUUCCAUUCAAAGUACGAUCUGGGCGUCAAGUACGCCGAGAAGCAGCAGCGGUACUUUGCUCCCGAGAAGCUCAGGGAAGGACGGAACAUCAUAGGCCUGCAGAUGGGCACCAACAAGCUCGCCAGCCAAAAGGGCAUGACCUCCUACGGUACGCGACGCCAUCUUUACGAUGCCAAGAUCGCCAUGGAUACCCCAGUGGACCAGUCCACCAUCAGCCUACAAAUGGGCACCAACAAGGGGGCCAGUCAGGCCGGCAUGAUGGCACCAGGAACCAGGCGGCACAUCUUCGACAAGAAGCUGCAGCUGGAAAAAUGCGACACCUCCACCAUCUCCCUGCAGAUGGGCACCAACAAGGUGGCCUCCCAGCAGGGCAUGACCACCUACGGCCUGCCCCGGCAGGUCUACGACACCAAAUACUGCGCCAACCCCGUGGACACCUACUACAACAACGGCAGCGAGGCCGAGUUCGACGGCUACAACCAGUACUCUGACUAAAGAAGCCACGCCCCUUCCCCCCCCGGGGGCCCCUCCCCUUUGCUUUGACGCCAGGCAACCGUCCACGGCUGUCUCUACGACGAGCAAAGCCUCCAGACUCUGAAUGACGUCAUGGCGUCAUUAGUUCCCCCGAUCGUUUUUUUUUUCCAAACAUGUUUUUACGGCAAAGGAUUUUAUAUUUUGCUUUUCCAUGAGCACGAGAUAAAAUAAAAUGUUGUUUACACUGGCCUUGCAUCGCAAAUCAAAAAAAAAAAGGUCAUGCUGUGGCUGACUUCUGUUGCCGUGGUUAUUAUUUGUAGAAAAUACCCACGCCACACAAAGAAGUUGAGAUAUAUUGAUCUUUGCUAUUUAUAGUUUUUUGCUAUUUUUUUCAUUUUACUGCUUUUUUUUAUUCACAGAUUUUAACUCUUGACACCCUUAACUUCUCGUUGUUGCCUUUCCAAACAUGGGAGUAGAAUCAGGAAGUUGGUGCUAUUGAACUUUGACCCCAGCCACACUAAAAGUUCCACAGGCUGGAAGGAAAGUUUGGGAAGUAAAAGUCGGAGCCAUGGAUUGAUCCGUAAAACGACAGACGCCGAUCCAGCAACGUUGGCCAUCAAACGGUGCUGACCUGUGCGGUUUGUUGACGGCAUUCGGGGAUCCGAGGAAGCGUUGGGAACGCUUUUCAGACACAACUGUUCACCGCUUUCACACAGGAACACGCGUAUGUGUAAUGUUGUGUAGUCAGAGGUGUGGAGAACGUAUUUAUCAGUAGUUUCUUGUAUUGCACACAAGUCCACUUGAGUCACCCUUUGUGCUUUUGUCAGCAGUUUCCUUUUGUAGUUAACUUAGGCAUUGUUGUUGUUGCUUCACUUGCACUUGAGGUUUUGAGCAGAAAAUGGCGGUGAAAUGUCACCAGCUACAAUUAUCCAGCAAUGACAAAUAAUUUAGUAUCACUACAGUGGCACCCCUGGUGAACACAGUUAAAGAACUGCAACCAUUAGCAAUUUACUAAAACCUGCAAAUAACUGAGACUCCUCUCAAAAGUUUAUCACUAAAGAUGCACUGAUUGCAAUAUUUUGGCUGAUCAUCGACCGUUAAGGAGUCUGGCAAUUUUUUUUCCCCCUCUAAAUGUAGCUACAAAGUUACUAAGUUGGCAACAGUGCGGUGACUACUGUAAAGCGCGCAUGUGCCGAUGUGACAUAGUGGACAGAUUUCCAGUGGCACCCUCACUGCAGAGAAAUGGGGGGAAAAUGGCUGAUUUUUAGACCUUUGCGGAUGUAAAUAAGACCCAAACGUAUCUACCGAUUACCCAGAAUUACGUAAAUCAGUCGCCUUCAUCAGUGCACCGCUAUUUAACUGCCUUUUUUAGUAGUUCAAAUACAUACCUUAUAUUAUUUAGAAUUUCUCAGAUGUGCUCUGCAAAGAAAUCAGCAAAUAGCCAAUUAAUUUGGUUGUCUUCUGAAAACAGAAAUCUGCGUAGGUGAAUCUGUGAAUACAGGUCCUCGAUUAGGCCGGGGCGCCACUGUACAUAUAUCAACAAUAUCCAAUGACAUAAAACAGUUUCUCCUGUCUGAUGAAUAAUAAUGAAGCAUCGUUUUGCUUGAGACAUAGGAGAUCAAUCAACUUCUUGGUGAUUGAUGACCAAACCUUAGAACUUUCCCCAGUCACUGUCUUUUCCCUGCUGUCCUCUGUGGAAUCUGGAGGGUUUAUUGGCCAGUGGAUGUACAACAGCAUCAGGAUAUGUCUGGAGGAAAACCCCCCACCACCCAAAUCCAACUGCAACACAUGGGGCCAACCAUGAAGAGCAGGUAGUGGGAACAACGUGCCACCAUUUUCAAAUCUGAUUGGCUUAUAGAUGAGGGCCGAGUACCAGCAACAGCAACUAAUGGGGAAAUAAAUUGGGUCAAGCUGCUUGCUGAAACUUUACUAAAAUCAGGCCUAAAGAAAUAUUUAUGAUCAUCACUUUAUUGUAAGGUUGCAGAUGCCACUCAUCACUGUGAUAUAUUAUCCGAUCAGCUGUAACUAAGAGUUUGCAGUUCAGAUUAAUUGGCAGUAUGACUAAUGGAAGUACGCCAUCUAGUGUCGCUUGCAUGACUUAUCAAUCCACCGCUUUAAUAAUUUUUUUUUGUAUUUACUGAUUUCAAUUUAGAGUGUUUUUUUUUUUUUUUUUGGAUUGUGCAUUAAACUGAACGUUUUCAUCCGGUCGCCACAACAGCACUGAUGUGGGCUUCGUUGUAAAUAAACAGUUUCACCGUAAAAUUCUGUUCCAGGAUCGAGGCCAGGGUCGCUGUGCGCCUUUCACAAAAAAAAUAAAAACUAAAAAAAACUUUUGUGCAAUAAAAACACUUGAAAACGGC
Molecule: messenger RNA, 3539 nt
Organism: Xiphophorus maculatus (southern platyfish)
Lineage: Eukaryota; Metazoa; Chordata; Actinopteri; Cyprinodontiformes; Poeciliidae
Gene: cnn1b
Product: calponin 1
Exons: 7
Coding region: 304-1200 (298 amino acids)
Biological process (GO): actomyosin structure organization
Molecular function (GO): actin binding
Source: RefSeq, a predicted model, not a curated record